This is a messenger RNA of Candidula unifasciata, 654 nucleotides long. The record is from the annotation of a GenBank genome assembly. Lineage: Eukaryota; Metazoa; Mollusca; Gastropoda; Stylommatophora; Geomitridae.
AUGAGUGUUGUAGAUGGUGUUGUAGAAGCCUUCCGAAUUCUUCUUUUCCUUAUCCUUGGCUACAUCUCAGCAUUGAUUUCAGUUUUUUUCCCGCCUCCAAGGAAGUCCAUUGAGGGAGAGACAGUUCUCAUUACUGGAGCUGGUCAUGGAAUUGGGAGAGAAUUUGCUCUGGAAAUUGCAAAACUUGGUGCUACAGUAGUACUUUGGGACAUUAACAAAAUGAUAAAGGAAUUUUUGCCACCUAUGAUAAAGAAAGGUCAGGGUCACAUAUUGAAUGUGAUAUCUAUGGCAGGCUUCAGCGGCUUCAGCAAUUUAACUGACUAUUGUGCAUCAAAACAUGCUGCAAAAGGUUUUCAUGAAUCCCUAAUUGAAGAGCUAUAUUUAUAUGGCCACCAUAACAUCAAAGUGACAGGCCUGUGUCCCAUGUUUGUGGAUACCGGCCUCAUUAAAGAUUUCAAAGUUGGAUUGCUGACACCAAAUGAAACUGCAUUGGCAGGAAUUGAUGGCAUGCUGAGAAAUUAUGAACUGGUGACUGUUCCAUCAAAAAUGUAUUAUAUGACCAAAAUAGGAAGUUUGUUUCCACGAAAGACUGUGCAGUUCUUGGUCAGAAGUUCUGGUUUAGAGGUUAAUUCACAGUACAAGAAGAAAAACUAA